Messenger RNA from Eptesicus fuscus (big brown bat), 1792 nucleotides. RefSeq names its product syntaxin 11 (gene STX11). Gene Ontology annotation, molecular function: SNAP receptor activity; SNARE binding. The transcript has 3 exons. Gene Ontology annotation, biological process: synaptic vesicle fusion to presynaptic active zone membrane; intracellular protein transport; exocytosis. Gene Ontology annotation, cellular component: plasma membrane; endomembrane system; presynaptic active zone membrane. Bases 303 to 1244 code for a protein of 313 amino acids. The record is from RefSeq and is a predicted model, not a curated record. Lineage: Eukaryota; Metazoa; Chordata; Mammalia; Chiroptera; Vespertilionidae.
CUCGGGUUGCACAGCAAGGUAAGGAGCUGCGGACUGAGAGAAACACCUGUCUGCUUCUCCAAGGUCUCUCCAAGAUCAUCACCCCAAGGGCAGGGAUUCUACAGGAACGACUUCACCCGUUGAAUUCUUUGAGUUCAUUGUGAAUUCGCUGCUCAGAUUUCAAUCUGUUCUCACUAUUACUUUUUGGUCAUGAAGGGAUGCUGGCUAUGGUCCAUGCACUCACAGAAAUUGUAAACCAUAUUGAAGGAAGGAAGCAGUCCAUCUGAAGAGUGCGUUAAAGGAAAAGGAAGACAGAUAAAGAUAUGGAGCUGCAGCAAGAGGAUGACAUGGAUGAAGAGGAGGGAAAAGAGAAGAAAACCACAGCUCAGCCCCAAAGCAAAAUGAAGGACCGGCUAUCAGAACUUCUGGAGUUAACCAAGCAGUAUGACCAGCAGUUCGCAGACGAGGACGAUGAAUUUGACUCGCCCCAAGAGGACUUCGUGUUCGAGACAGACCACAUCCUGGAGUCCUUGUACCGAGACAUCAAGGUCCUUCAGGAUGAAAACCAGCAGCUGAUGAUCGACGUGAAGCGGCUGGGAAAGCAGAACGCCCGCUUCCUCACGUCCAUGCGGCGUCUCAGCAGCAUCAAGCGCGACACCAACUCCAUCGCCAAGGACAUCAAGGCCCGCGGGGAGAGCAUCCACCGCAAGCUGCGCGCCAUGAAGGUGCUGAGCGAGGCGGCCGAGGCGCAGCACGGACCCAACUCGGCGGUGGCGCGCAUCUCCCGCGCGCAGUACAGCGCGCUCACCCGCACCUUCCAGCGCGCCAUGCACGAGUACAACCAGGCCGAGAUGAAGCAGCGCGACAACUGCAAGAUCCGCAUCCAGCGCCAGUUGGAGAUCAUGGGCAAGGACGUGUCGGGCGACCAGAUCGAGGACAUGUUCGAGCAGGGCAAGUGGGACGUGUUCUCGGAGAACCUGCUGGCCGACGUGAAGGGCGCGCGGGCGGCCCUCAACGAGAUCGAGAGCCGCCACCGCGAGCUGCUGAAGCUGGAGAGCCGCAUCCGGGACGUGCACGAGCUCUUCCUGCAGAUGGCGGUGCUGGUGGAGGAGCAGGCCGACACCCUGAACGUCAUCGAGCUCAACGUGGAGAAGACCGUGGACUACACCGGCCAGGCCAAGGCGCAGGUGCGCAAGACCUUGCAGUACAAGAAGAAGAACCCCUGCCGGACCAUCUGCUGCUUCUGCUGCCCCUGCCUCAACUAGCAGGCUGGCCUGGGGCCCCGCACCCCCUCUCAACGGGAAUGGGCAGGGAAGCGCACUGGGAGAGAUUUGGGGGCUCCCUUCACUGCGGCGAGUUGUCCCCACUCCUACGGACCUCAGUUUUUAGAGAAAGAAGAAACUCGAGGUCCAGAAAGUCGCAUCUAGCCCAUGCUUGGGACUAUAGUGGAUGCCUUCGGAUGUUUCUUCAGUAAGUGCAGAGACACCCUGAAGUUGUGUGAGGUCAUUAUAGGGCAAAUUGCUUCCUUGCCCUCUUAAGGGAAGAGGCAUAAAGAACUGACUAGCGAACUGGAGGGUAAAUGUCCCAGGCAUGUUUCCUAAUGAAGUUCCAGGAGGAAGUCAAUUCCGCAUUGGCUAAUAGUAUGAACUCAUCGAAACAAAUUCAUACCCUCUCCUGAAAGUACCUUGGUUCUGUUCAAUUUCACGUCUUUCAUUUCCACUCAUCUGGUUUGUGCUGUGUGAUUCCUGUCUAGAAGUAUACCUGUUUUCUUCCUGCUCACCUCCAUACUUAUUAAAAUCACAUUCAACACUCA